Magnusiomyces paraingens is the source of this 2433-nucleotide messenger RNA. RefSeq lists its product as uncharacterized. Gene Ontology annotation, cellular component: cytoplasm. Bases 1 to 2433 code for a protein of 810 amino acids. Gene Ontology annotation, biological process: cellular response to oxidative stress. The record is from RefSeq and is a predicted model, not a curated record. The transcript has 2 exons. Lineage: Eukaryota; Fungi; Ascomycota; Dipodascomycetes; Dipodascales; Dipodascaceae.
AUGGCUUCAAACAGUUCAAAUCCCGAGGUUUCGACUCAAGCUUCAGAGGAGGCUUCGAAAGCGGCGUCGAGCAAUGAAAACUCAGCCACCAAGGGCGACCCUUAUGACAUUGCCACAAUAACUUACAAUUUGCGUGAGGCCGCAACCUUAACUCUGCAAUUGAAAGAUUACGUCUCAUACGCCACUCUUCUCGAUGUGUACAUGGGAGUUCCUACUAGGUUUUCUGAUGUUGACCGUGUGUUACUGCUUCAAACUCUCCUUGAUAUUCUUCGAUCAAGCGAUGUGCUUACCUACAAUAUUGCUUGGAAUAUUCCAGAUUUGCUACUUCCAUAUUUUGACCAACAUUUUGAUUUCGAUCACCAAAGCUUAGCCGAUACUCCCUUUAUUAAACUGCUUCUUGCAACCUUUUCCCAUAUCGCCGAAAAAGGAAAUCCCAAAGAACUUAACCUCAAAGCACUAGAAACUUUAUCACGAUUAUCUGUGAUUGCUAAUUAUAAUGAAAUCCAUCAAAAAUCCCCAAAAGUAAAAAACGAAGAUAGUGAAGGAGGAUAUGAGGAAGGAGAUAAAGAUGAAGAAGGAGAAGGGGAAGGAGAAGAAUAUGAUUAUUUCGACAACGAUGAUUCUGACGAUGAUACAGGAAAUCCAUUCUUUGACGACCAAUUCAACUACUCCAAGAGUGAUUUUGAAUCCCGAGCUAGAGUUGCCGAACGGUUCUUAGAUCUUAAGUUUGUGGCUCUUUUCGAAACCAUAUCAACCACCCUUAAAAGAAUUACUACCUCUUACCCAUCUCGAUUUCUCGCCACUGCAACAACUGGUCUUCUUUCUUUCUUUGCUUCAAAUGUUCCUAGGCUUUCCCUUCAUGGUCUUGUUUUUGUUGUUCGAAGACUAUAUCUUUUCGUUCGUGACUAUAACCCUCUCUUAAAUGAUUCUGUUACCGAGAUGGAAAAAGAACUUCUCAGAAAGCUUUUACAAUCAUUUAUAACUUUCCUCUUCGAAAUCCUCUUUUCAACUACAUCCGUCAAAUGGUCCCAUCGCCUUUAUGUUGAGCUUCGUAACAAUGUUGCUCUUGAGAUCCAGCAAAUUAAACGCGAACGCUUUUAUGUUCUUCAGAAUUAUACAUUUCAAAUUAAUGAUCUUUCGGAACGAAUUGAACAACUUGGAAUGUCGAUAGAUAUGGAUGUUAAUUCUCUUUUUAAAGAAUUAGUUUCUGAUCUUGUUGAAAAGUACGAUAAGAAUAACCUUUCACUCCCAGAUACUUUGAACACAGUCAGCGACGAUACUGCUUCUGAAACUAGUACCAUUAGACCGGAUUCCUUGCCUUUUGAUUUUCAAGGUGCUAAGGCCCCUGAAAACGUUCAUCUUUCUAAAGAGGGCAUUUUACUUUUUGUUACCCAGGUUCGCUUUGAAAACAGACAUAAUCCAGAAAGUCCAGCAUUCAAGUCUUUUCAAGACCUCAUAAAGGUAACACAUGAGUUUAUUCUAGGCAGUGCAAGUCCAUAUUCUCUUCAAGGUGAUAACGAAUCAGAAACUGCUGCUAUUCCUAGCUCUGGUGUUUGUGACGCUUUGGCUUUUUGGGCUUUGUGGACUCUUCGAAACGUUAAAUCUACUCAGCAAUUAUUGCACCAGGUUCCUUCAGAAAAAAUGCUUAUUGAAUACCUUCAGCUACUUACCAUGAUGGCAGUCCAUAUCAACCCUGAUCGUGAGGGAGAUCUUAAGGCUUUACUUUACUCAGUUAUUUUGCGAAUUCUUUCCCUACACACACAUGCUAUGCGCUAUGGAUACCUUGUUGAUACAAUUAAAUCUUGUCCGUUUAGCGAGUCGAAACAAAUGGCUAUUCGCCAUUUGAAGGAUUUCCUUGUAGCUAAAAAGUUAACUCAACAUAACAAAUCUGCUCAAAGUAAUACAGUUGAUGGAGAAAGUCUGUUGGAUGAAAAGUUGAAAAAAUUGGAUAUUAAUGAUGAGAAAACCCAACAUCAUGCUACUUCAUUCAAUCCCGAUUUGGUAGUGCGACCAAACCUUCUUGUGGAGCAGGACCAGAGCGAAGAAAGCUGCGAAAAACUCUCUGCUGAAGAGAAUGAAGAAGUAGCCACUCUUAUUUCAUUGGCGAUUAAAUCGGCCACUGAAAUUUCUUCCAGACAAUUUCAAGACCAAGAGAAAGGAGAAGAUGAUGGCGUGAGUUUGCAUUCUGGCAAUGAGGAGGAAGAUGAAGAGGAAGAAAUUGACUUCAGUGUACUCGGAGCUUGGGCUAACUUUGUAGCGGCUGGUGCGUUGACUCAAUCUAUUACAAAUCAGGUUGCUAGCAAGUUUGAUACUUUUGUAAAUCAUCUUAAGGAUCUUUGUAAAGAUGGGAGUGAAGUUGACGAAGAUGAAUUUUUACUGUUGCGCCAGGCAGAGCUUUUGGAGCUUCUUGUUGGCAGCAUUAAAAGAGAAUAG